GUUCCCUCAGAUAUUCAGGCGCGGGGUCCAGCUGCCAUUGAAGCCUACAACAAAGCUCUUGUGGAUGGAAAAGCAUACGUAAAUAGGGUGCCAAUCAUGAUUAUCGGGCAGAAUCGGACAGGGAAGACAAGUCUGAAGAAGUCUCUAAAGGGAGAAAAGUUCAAUCCGAAGGAACUCAGCACGGAAGGAAUAGAGACUGACCCUUCAUACUUUAAGGUUUCGACGGAGAUUUGGAGAACAGGCGAGCCGGGCAGGGAAUCUGAUUCCGGAUCAGAGGUUUUGUACGAACACCGCAUUGCACAGUCGAUGUUUAGGAAAUUAACAAAUGUUAAACGAUUUUUUAAGAAACCAAGCAAAAGUAAAACUGAGUCAAAAAGUUACAGUCAUCCGUUUGAAGAAGAGGUACCAGACACAAUAGCAACCUUGGUUGAAAAAUUUCUGAAAAAUAAUGAAAUGGGUGAAGAAGAAAAUGUAUUUUCCAUUAUUUGGGAUUUUGGUGGAGAGUCGGUUUACUACGCCACCCAUCCAAUCUUCCUGAUAGAGCGAGCCAUCUACAUUUUAACUUGUGACCUAAGUCGUCAUCCUUAUGAUAAAGCUGACACUCUCGUCAAAAAAGGACUGUAUAUGAGCGAAGAAGACAUUUGCUGCAACAAGACAAAUGUAGACUAUCUCGACUUUUGGCUCUCAUCAGUUUAUUCUUUGGUCAAUCCACAUGCUAUUGGUCAGGACACUUCUGUGUCCCACCCCUCACCUGCGAGUUUGCCCGCAGUGUUUGUCGUCUGUACUCAUGCCGAUGAACCUUACUGUUGCACUACUGAUCCCAGAGAGUUGGCGCUCAGAAUCUUUGGAUUUCUCCGAACCAAGCCUUAUAAAAAACAUUUGUUUAAGGAUGUCUUUGCUGUCGACAACACGAAGUCAGGAAGCAAAAAUGAGUGCCCCGAGGUAGCGCGCCUAAGAAAAGAAUUACUCUCCGUUGCCCAUAGUCUUCCAUAUUUGAAAGAGGCCGUUCCAUUGAAGUGGUUAAGAUUUGAACAUAUUCUCCGGUUUUUGCGUGAAGAGUAUGACAAAUGGAUUCCAAUUAAUGAAGCAAGGCAGAUUGCCGCUGAUAAGUGCGGGAUCGACGACGAUGAACAAUUUCGUACUAUGCUUCAGUUUUUGCAUGAUCAAAAGUUUCUAAUUCAUUUUAACAAAACACCAGAAUUGAACAACAUGGUGAUUUUGGACCCCCAAUGGCUCAUUGAUAUUUUCAAGAAAGUAAUCACCGUUAGGCGUUACGAGCCUACAGAAGACGUUGUUGAACAGUUUUGGAUCAAGCUGCAGGAGACUGGGAUCUUAGAUGAAAGGCUCCUGGAUUAUGAAUGGAAACCUUUGAUUGAUAUGUACAGUAAAGAAACCUGUGUCAGCCUUAUCGCGAUAAUGGAGAGAUUCAGCUUGCUCUGCCCCUGGCCAUCUGACGGAGAACACAAACAGUACCUUGUGCCAUCCAUGUUGAUGUCACCGCCUACAGACGACCUCAUCGAGCUUCUUUCCUCUGUGAGAAUCCCUUCUCUCUUUGUGAGGUUUGAUUCAGGUCGAGUGCCUCCGGGCCUGUUUGCGCGACUAGUACUCCAGUUUUAUCAGUGGUGCAACGACGAGUGGAAGAGCGAGAUACAACCCCAGCUGUACAGUAAUUUUGCUCUUUUCCACAUCCUUCCUCAUCAAGGGACCUCUGUCAUCAUUAUGUGCCAUUCCUUUUCCAUUGAAAUCGCCCUUCACGAUGGAAACGAUUUUCGUGGAGCAAGGACGGCAGAUUUUCUCACUGAUAGUCAUUCUGAUCUGACGACAAGUCGUGCAAUGCAUUGGCAACUGGGGCUGAUUCUUGAGUGCAUGCGCGAAGAAUUUACCUGGCUUAAGAACAUGAGGUACGAAAUGUGCAUCUGUUGUCCAGUAUGUUCGCAGAAAGGCUCUGUCAGAUGUCGAGUUCAUGAUGUGCGUGGCUGCGAGUGUCUUCACCUGUUGUCGGAAUCUGAGCUGCAAAAAUGUCAAUACUGCACCCGGCCUGGUUUGCGUGGAGAUUGCAGAAUUGACAUCAAGAUGUUUGCACCUUGGUUUGCAUUUACAAGCCCACAAGAAAACAGGACUCCAGUCAAUCAGGUUGGUUUCUGUCUUACACCAAACACUAUGUACAAUUUAUGCAAUUAACAACUGUUUUCUAUAGCGUUUUCAAUAUACACCAUUAUCUAAUAAAUACAACUUAAUGGUUACAAAAAAUAUACAUACAUAUUAUAAAACAACAACAACAACAAAAUUGAUGUUUUCCAAACUGUAUAUUUUUAAUUCUUUGAUUUUUUUUUCAAGCUGCAAGGUGCAUCUGGAUGUAACGUUGGAGAACUGAGAAGCUGUAUAACUUACCAAGGAGGUACGAUCAGUUGUACUUUUUAAACUCUGCGUGAUUUCGUAUCUAUUCUAUCUUUCUUUUAAUUCAAUUUAUCAUGGUAGUCCCUUCAAGUCUUCUGUUUUUUUUUUUAAUUUCUAGAGAAGUCUCUUGCUCUCCCCUAUGAUGUUCUUCAUUGCAUUCAGACUCAGUCGAACGAACCCAAGGAAAUUGUAGUUCGAUUUCAAGAGUGUCUGCAGUUAACUCCAGCAGAUCUGAAAAAUCCAGUGCCAAAGACGCAACGAUGGAUCCGGUGUCUGGCUAAUAAAGCUAAAUCUCAAAACAGAAUCGACGUAAUUGAGUACUUGAGGACGAUAGCACCUGCCGGUACUACAGGUACGUCUGCAACAAAAACACCAUCUAAAAAUUCGUUCUUUCUUUUAUUACCACAAGGGACGAUACUUCCAAGUAGUAAGUGAAGUUUUUCCCGCAUCUUUCAGGUAAGAAGUCGAAAGAACACUUCUGUUUUCAACAAUAGCCACCCUAUUUUCGCCACCUUUAGACCUUCAAAAAAGUUCAUGUUGGAACUUUGUAGAUGUAUACUCAGACGGACUUGCAUGUACAGUUCUGGUAGUUUGUUUUAUUCACACCAUGUUGUUUGGUAACCAGGUCCCUUAUUGAAGGAGAACCUUGAUGUGCGUUGUAUUCCCUUUAAGAUGAGAAAGGAACUAACAUUUAGUCUU
This is a messenger RNA of Porites evermanni, 3096 nucleotides long. The record is from the annotation of a GenBank genome assembly. NCBI's taxonomy places the organism in Eukaryota, Metazoa, Cnidaria, Anthozoa, Scleractinia, Poritidae.